This is a messenger RNA of Neurospora crassa OR74A, 1339 nucleotides long. RefSeq lists its product as hypothetical. The coding region runs from base 187 to 537 and encodes 116 amino acids. The record is from RefSeq and is a predicted model, not a curated record. The transcript has 3 exons. NCBI's taxonomy places the organism in Eukaryota, Fungi, Ascomycota, Sordariomycetes, Sordariales, Sordariaceae.
UGGACACGGCAGGCACGGCGGACCACAAUACAGGAGGAGCAUCUUAGACAGCAUACCAGAUACCUACAGUACUUAAAGCUAGACGAUACCCUUUUCAUUGGAUAACAAACCACACCACUCUUCAUCUCACCCUCUUCCCAUCACCAACUCUCGCUCUAUCUUACUCUUUUCUUUUCCAUCUUCACAAUGUCUUUCGAUAGCAAGUUACCAACUGUAUUAGAGGUAGAGGUGUCUGACUCGGCAGAGCAGUCGGACUCAUCAGACUACUCUGCUACAAACCCAAGUAGCAUAUCGUCCAAGUCGAACGAACGCCCACAGGAGCAACCUGCGCAAGCUGUGGCCGAUGACAAGAGCUCCGCCCUACCGACUAAGCCAUCGUCCGCACUUACCAGUACCCCCACGGACUCCAAGAAUGCGUCUAAGCCGAUUGUGAAGACAGCCCAUCAGCUCAAGCACGUGUUUGGCGCGUACGGUCGGAUGAAAACGGAAUGGCACGAGGCCAUGAAACAGGUCCUUGCUGUCCACGGAGAACGCUAGGAACAGACCGAUGACAUAUUUCACGACAUCGGCCUUCAGGGGCCUGGAGAAAGCGAUUACUCUUUCCGAGAUCCCUCUCAGCCUAAACAAAGCGACUAUCAAAUUUUUUCUAUCUUUUUACUUUCCGCAGAAACUCGGUUCAAGUGUUCACUUGAACGGAUUGUAACUGCCGAUCAAGCGUUCCGUGCCAACAGGCAACGGUCCCCCAGGCCGGUAAUCAUCAUCUGCCUCGAGGAUAGCAAAGACAGAAAAAUGACGGGCAUGAGAGCUUUCACUGACCUUUUAUUCGGGCUCAUCAACUCAACUGCACCGGAUCUCUCUGCGAUCCCCAUUCUCCCCGUCGCUAGCUAUACCGUCCUUCCCGUCGUGCUCGGCUGGCUUGAGAUGUGGGGACUGGACCCUAGAUUUUCCAAACCACUGCCUUUAGAACCACGAGUUCCUGAGGAUGACCACCCCCCAUGGCUCUGCACGAUCGAUCACACCAAUUCCCUCUUCCCGCGUUCGCGCAAGGCUUCCUGUUUUUUACGGCGCCUCCGUCGCCGUCGCUUGCUAGGACAGAGCAGUCCCAAUCCUCGAGGACUUGUCAUUGCAAAGGCAGGAAGGAGGGUGUUCCAAAAAGAGGGAGAGGUCGAGGUAGAGAUGGUGGUUGCUUUUUGGGAGAAAAUGUACAUUCUUUGACUAUUGAGCGAAUCAUUCUUCCAGGGGUAGUCUUUUCACAGACAUCUCGUGUACUUGACUUCCUCAUAAGCGUUUGAUUUAGAUAGCUUAGUUGUACAAAUACUUGAACACAAAGAACAGAAAC